AUGGCUCUGAACUAUGGCGACACCGCGAACCUGAUCCCGACGGGACUUCCAGACAAGGUCCGAGCAUGGCUCGCCGAAGACACGCCAUCAUUUGACUACGGCGGCUUCGUGGUGGGCGAGGACCCUCGCACUGCAACCCUGUACCAGAAAGCGCCCGGCGUGGUCGCGGGCGUGCCCUUUGUCAACGAGAUCUUCGCCCAGUGCGGCUGUACCGUCGAGUGGUUCGUCAAGGACGGCGACUUCCUCGACCCUUCCGUGGUCGCAGGCGGCGGCGGCGGAAAGAUCAAGGUCGCGAGCGUCAGGGGUCCGACGAGAAAACUACUCCUCGGCGAACGCGUCGCCUUGAACACCCUCUCGCGCUGCUCCGGCGUCGCCACCGCGAGCCACAAGCUCCUCAAACUCGUCCGCGCCGCGGGCUACACGGGUAUCGUCGCGGGGACGCGCAAAACCACCCCGGGAUUCCGCCUGGUCGAGAAAUACGGCAUGUUGGUGGGUGGCGUCGACCAGCACCGCAUGGACCUGAGCAGCAUGAUCAUGCUGAAGGACAACCACAUCUGGUCCCGGGGCAGCAUCACCGAUGCGAUCCGCUCGGCAAAGGCCGUCGGUGGCUACGCCCUGAAAGUCGAGGUGGAAGUCGACAGCGAGGAAGGCGCCGACGAGGCGAUUGCCGCCGGCGCCGAUGUCAUCAUGCUGGACAACUACGAUGGGCCCGGUCUGAGGGUUGCAGCCAGGAACUUGAGGGAGAGGUGGGCGGGGAAGAAGGAGUUUCUGCUCGAGUGCAGCGGCGGGCUCACGACCGCGAAUGUGAGGGAAUAUGUCAACAACGACAUCGAUGUGAUUUCCACCUCUGCUCUACACCAGGGAUGUCCCCAUAUCGAUUUCUCCCUGAAGAUUGACCACUAG
This is a messenger RNA of Fonsecaea multimorphosa CBS 102226, 903 nucleotides long. RefSeq lists its product as uncharacterized. Gene Ontology annotation, molecular function: nicotinate-nucleotide diphosphorylase (carboxylating) activity. Lineage: Eukaryota; Fungi; Ascomycota; Eurotiomycetes; Chaetothyriales; Herpotrichiellaceae. The transcript has 2 exons. Gene Ontology annotation, biological process: NAD+ biosynthetic process; quinolinate catabolic process. Gene Ontology annotation, cellular component: cytoplasm. Bases 1 to 903 code for a protein of 300 amino acids. The record is from RefSeq and is a predicted model, not a curated record.